AUGUCGAAUGCUCAUUACUUGAAACUUGCAUGUCACGUUCUCCUAGCGUUACUGAUAUGUAAUUUAUGCCUCAAGUUGGUCGACAGAUACCUUCUUUUCAAUCUGACCCAAUGGCUUUUGACAUGUCGAGGAGGUGAAUGCAGCGAUAUCAAAUGGUGGCAAAGACUGCCCCAACUAGAAAGACUAGUAUGGUACUUUCUAGAUCAUGUUGAAAAUAGGCGACAGGAUAUUUCAUGA
Messenger RNA from Torulaspora delbrueckii, 237 nucleotides. RefSeq lists its product as uncharacterized. The coding region runs from base 1 to 237 and encodes 78 amino acids. The record is from RefSeq and is a predicted model, not a curated record. NCBI's taxonomy places the organism in Eukaryota, Fungi, Ascomycota, Saccharomycetes, Saccharomycetales, Saccharomycetaceae. The transcript has a single exon.